Molecule: messenger RNA, 968 nt
Organism: Ruditapes philippinarum (Manila clam)
Lineage: Eukaryota; Metazoa; Mollusca; Bivalvia; Venerida; Veneridae
Product: endothelin-converting enzyme homolog
Exons: 7
Coding region: 25-609 (194 amino acids)
Biological process (GO): protein processing
Cellular component (GO): plasma membrane
Molecular function (GO): metalloendopeptidase activity
Source: RefSeq, a predicted model, not a curated record
CAGCUUUCAGCAUCUACAGAUAAGAUGGGAUAUCCUGACAUUUACAUGAACGAUGCUGACAUUGACAACAUUUAUCAACAGAUAUCAAUCAAUCGAACAGACUACUUCCAAAAUCUCUUGAAUUUGAAUUUGUUCGACAAACAGGAUUGGACCCGUCGAUUAACAUCUGGGGAAGACAGGUCCCGGUGGUUAUAUAAUUCCUACGACACAUCGAUGACGUUUUAUAAUUCUUGGAACCAGCUCCUGGUUCCCGCUGGAAUUCUGCAGUUCCCUGUGUAUGAAUGGACUCUUCCACAUUAUUUCAAUUUUGGGUCAAUGGGUGGCCUUAUGGGACAUUAUCUGGUACAUGCUAUAGAUAAUUGGGGUGGUUCCUAUAACGAGAAUGGGGUCUAUGGUGCCUGGUAUACUAACGCAUCUCGGACCAACUACCGGAAAGUGGAAACAUGCUUCUCUGAUGCUUAUGAUAAUAAAACUAUGGGACCAUACAAAAUUGUCGGUCAGUCUGCGCCUCAGUCGGUACAGGUAAAUGGUAGGACGGUUUGCAUGGGAAGGCCUGGCAGAGACCAGUGGUAUCAGGGGUGGCUUAUAAGGCCUAUAAGAAGUGGAUAGCAGACAAUGGGGAAGAGAAACCGACGCCCACACCUCAUUAUACUAACGAUCAGAGCUUCUUCCUGGCAUAUGCUCAAACUAACUGUUUCACAAGGACAGAUGCACUAAGCUACUACUAUGCCCAGGUACAAAGACUACCCGAGGACGUGAGGACCAACACGGCACUUUCCCUGCUGACGGAGUUUACACAGGCGUUCAACUGUCCGGCAGGGUCGAAAAUGAACGCGCCAAAGAAAUGUGAUACAUAUUAAAAUCGCCUGAACAUCUUGAAAAAAGAUAAACAUUUUUAUACUCAGAUUUAAAAUACUCAACUAUCGUGUCAGGAAUUGUUACAUAUAUAUUAAAUUUCUCAAAGAUGA